CUCGGAGGAAGCGUGAAGUUACAGCCGCUCCGCGAGCCUCGUGGAAAUACAGCAUUAUAUAUAAUAAUAUCUGCCAAACUGCAAAAUCAUUGACAAACGCUGGCAGAAAUGAACUCGUCUAAAAGAAGUGAAAGUGACUGGCAAGGUUUAGUUAGUGAGUUCUUGAUAUGCAAGCGUAAGCUGGAGAGCAAGAAAGAUGCUCUUCUCAUUCUGUCCAAAGAGCUGGACACCUGUCAGCAGGAGAGAGACCAAUACAAGCUGAUGGCCAACCAGCUUCGGGAGACACACCAGAGCUUGAAGAAGAAAUACAGAGAGCUAAUUGACGGUGAAUCUUCACUUCCCCCAGAAAAACGCAAUCAGGUGAAUUUGGCUCAGUUGCUGAUGGAUUCGAGGGAGAGAAAUAAACAGCUUGCUGAAGAGGUAAAGGAAGUGACGCAGAGACUCAGCGAGACUCAGGGAGACAAUAAGCUGUUAAGGAUGACUAUCACAAAACAGAGGCUUGGAGAUGAUGAAGUCGGCAUCAGACAUUUUCCAGCCCAUGAGCGCGAGGAUCUGGUCCGGCAGCUGGAGAAAGCGGCUUUACAUAGAGAAGAGCUUGAGCACACUCUGAAGACGCUGAGUGAUGAGCUGCAGGAUGUGAAGGCAGAAAGGACUGUUUUUAAGGAGAAAUCUGAACGCCUCAACCUAGAGCUGAACCACAUUCUGGGUGGACAGGAGAAGCGCAUCAUCGAUGUGGAUGCUCUCUGCAUGGAAAACAAGUACUUGCAUGAGCGAUUAAAACAAGUUCAGGAGGAGGUCAGCCUGUUAAAGAGUAACAUACAGAAAUAUAAGACUGCUCUGGAUCGAAGAAAAAACCCUGAAAUCGGUGGCAAGUCCAGUAGCAGAUCUCUCACUGGUGUCCUUUCUCCUAAACAAGUGCAUGGCUUUCUGUCAGAGGAGAACGGCUGCAGUUUACCAGCAACACCUCAGUCCAUCUCAGACCUGAAGUCUUUAGCCACAGCUUUACUGGAGACCAUUCAUGAGAAGAACAUCAUCAUUCAGCACCAAAGACAGACCAACAGAAUUCUUGGAAAUCGAGUUGCUGAUUUGGAGAGGAAGCUGAAGACGCUGGAAAUUUCAGGACUUUGGAGUCUCCCAGGAAGUAGAGACGCCAUCACUCUCAGUCCUGCUCUUCUGUCCUCCACUGACCAAUCAGAGGCUCUGAUCUUCUCCACCAAUUCUGCAGAUGACAGGACAGGAAGAGGAGGGCCGUCGCUGUGGGAACGGGACACAGCUGGCGAUGACAGCUUCCCGAACAUGUGGCGCGGUUCCCGGCCCGGUCCAGAUGGAGGCGCAGAGGAGGAGGACACACCUGUCACCCGUGAGGAGAGCGACCCAAGCGGGACACGCACUAAUGGACAGGUAGGGACCCAGCUGAAGGAGAAAAAGACAGCAUUUUUUCCAGUAACGGAGGAAAUCGCGGCUGUGGAGGAGCUCUGUGUGGUCCUGGAGGCUGAAGAUGCUGUGCUGGCUUUAGAUCCUGCAGGAUUACAGCUUCAGUGGACACAAACGCCUUCAGUUACUCUUAAGCAAAGUGCAUGUAAAAACACUGACAUUAAAAACACCGCGGGUUCACCAGCAACUGACUUAGGAGAGAUUUCAGAAGGUGCCGCUGUAAAGAAAGAGCCUAUAGAGGAAAGUGGAUCCUCUUUCGUAUCAUAGUAUUGGAAAUUGAGGAGUGUUUUUGAAGGGAUAAUUCACACAAAAUGUACAAGUCUGUCAUUAUUUAAUCACCAUUACCUUGUUCAAAACUGUUUCAGUUUCUUUCGACAAAACACGAAAGAAGAUUUUUGGGAAAAAUGCUGGCACUUAUUGACUUAUUUGACUUGACCUAUUGACUUAUUGACUUUUUUUUCUUACUAUGGUUGUCAAUGGGUGCAGUCAGCAUUCUUCAAAAUAUCUUCUUUUAAAAAAUAUCAGAAAAAAUGAGUCAUGAGGAUGAGUAAAUGAUGAGGUAAUUUUAGUUUUUGUGUGAACUAUCCCUUUAAUACCAUUUCAGAAUCUUAGCGUCUAUUUGUGAUGUCAAAAACUUAUAAAAAAUGCAAGUAAUAAACAAUAAAACCAGCAAACAAACAAAUGCAAGUGUGUUACAUAAGAUUUUUUUACAUUAACAACAAUUCUAAAACCUCCUCAAAAUGAUACUAAACAACUCUUCAAAUGAGUUCAGUGCAUAAAAGAGCUUUCUGUAUAAAAAGCAGGACAGUGCCUAAAAAUAUCUUUGACAGAAAGUGGAAACUGCCUGAUGCAUGUCGAGACAUUAUGAUGUGGCACAUUAUCAAUCAGAUAAUAAGCAUCUGAAUAAAAGAAAUAAAAAACACAUA
Danio rerio (zebrafish) is the source of this 2360-nucleotide messenger RNA. NCBI's taxonomy places the organism in Eukaryota, Metazoa, Chordata, Actinopteri, Cypriniformes, Danionidae. The record is from RefSeq and is a predicted model, not a curated record.